AUGUCAGCCCCCAUAGAAAUAUGUCUGAAAAGGACAAGGAACAAAACCCAAGAUGAACUGAACGCUCUUUACGAAAGCGUCCUUCGCUUGUUGACUGCUGCCCAGCCAUCUGAGAGGGACCGCAGCGACUGUCUGUCUGAGCUGAGAAAGCUUUUCCUGUAUCUGUCUUGCACCAAGUAUCGGAGAAGGUUGUCACAAGAGCUCAUUGACACACUGAAAUGCACGCUGACAGAGAAGGACCAUGGUGCAUCAACGGGGGUCAAAGGUCAUAUGUUAUGCAGCGCCAUACUUCAAGAGUAUGCCCCGAGUGAUCAGCUGGUCAUUGACAGUUUUAACCCUCCCGUGGACUUGAAGAAGGUUCCGUACAUCUUGCCGGUAGUAAUGAGUCAGGGCCAGAUGGCAGGGAACAUGGACAAACUAGUCUCCCAGAUGGUUCGCUGGGUGUCCACUGUGGGCUUUGAUGGGGAGAUCCAGGCCAGGGCGCUGGGAUGCCUGGUUACCGUGGCAACACUGCACAGACCUCUUCUGUCCGGAGAACAAAUUUACGUAGUGAGUUCCCAGAUCAGUGAUUGGUUGAGUCAGGCCAGCCUGGUGCAGGCGCCCAACCCAAACGCAAGACUCAAGUCCAAGAAAGCAGACCAGGUGACAGAGAUAGAUGGUACCACCUGCCAAGACUUCUUCACCCUCCUCAACCUGAGCCACUACUACUCCCAGGACCAACUCCUCAACCUCCACAGCUUCUCUUGCCUCCGCCAGUGGCUCCUGAGCGCCCACUUCUCAGAUGCCACCACGCCCUCUAGCGCCAACCCCAGCUCAGCCGGGGUGACCUCAGACCCUCCCUCGUUUCUUAUGUCGUCCGGGAGCUUUGCCACCAAAGCCAGGCAGGUCCUGGUUGAGAAGGCCUGCGAGUACUGUCUGAGGGUCAUCGAUCAGUGCGAGAGAAAACCCUUGAAGUUUCAAGAUCAAGAAAUGAUUCAAGCUUGUCUGAUGGAAGCAGUAUCCACACUGGAUGUCCUGUGCAGCUUGAACUCUUUCCUAGUUGCCAAGAUCUUCCCGGCCAUCAAAGGCGUUUACAACCGCCUGAGUGAGGACAACAGCCAGCCCCGGGUCCUGCUGGUUCUGCUGCAGUUCUUCUUUCACCACAGUGAGAUGGUUGUUUACGAGCCCAUCCCUGCCUAUGAGCAUUUCUUUGGAGAGGUCCUGUCCAGUCACUACAACGACCCGGCUGUCGCGUUUGACACCAUCAUGUUCUGCAGGGACAAUCUACAGAAACUCUGCAUGGAAACUGACAUACUUGAGAAAUUCUUCCCCAACUUGCUGAAGAUCUUAGCUUGGAAUCCCCGCACAUUCCUGACAGAAUAUCUGGACAUUCUACCUGCGAUGAUCUCGCCCUCAACAGCAGUUGAAAUGUUGCACACGUUGCUUGACCUUCCUUGCGAGGUCAUGGCCCUGGAGGUCAGCCAGCAAGUCAGUCGCCCUGGCAACCAGACCCCGGACAACUACCUGAUCCCGGAGCCCACUUUCCGCUUACCGCCCACCGUGGAGGCUUACAAGAAUCCCGAGCACAAACCCUGGUUCAACUUCAUCCUGAGGGGACGGAGUGGACAGGGGGACACCAUCAGCAAACUUGGUUUCCUGCACAAGCUGCUGUCCGACACUUCCGCCUACCCUAGAGUUGUGCCAGUCUCUCAGGCUGUCCCAGUCCUCCUCAGACUGUACUUCCAGACCAUUUUUGCCCAUGCUGACAGCGGUCUACUGUGCCAGCUCGUCCCAGUCAUAAUGGAACGCGCAGGUCUGCUGUUCAACAUUCCAUCAUUCACUCAGGAAGUUAGAAAGGUGUUAGCAGAUGAAGUCUUGGCUGUGUUCAAGCAGUGCCCAUCUCUCAUCAUGGACCUGAGAUCGGAGCUCCUAGACUACAUCGCCACACUCCGCAACAUCCACGGCAAGGAGGAUUUCUUCACUCACAUGGUAUGGAUCAUCGGUGACUACACAUCAACUACCUAUGACAGCAGGUGCAAUACGGAGGUCAUCAUUAAAUUUUACGAGGCUCUUGAGACCCUUCUGUACGAAGUGUCAGUGUUGGUUCAGUCGUCCAGUGCUGGUCAUAUUCCAUACUCCGCUAGAUUGCUGACAGUCUGCAUGACGGCCCUUGCAAAGCUGGCGUCUCGAUGCCAGGAUCUGAUCCCGCGAGUCUUGCUGUGCCUCACCAAAGUCUCCCAGCAACAGAUGAAGAGUUGUAUCGAGGAUGAACACAAGAAAGCCCUGCUGGACAGAGCUAACGAACUCAUCAACGUACUCAAGCUACCAGAUGUUGCGGCAGCCAUCUUGAGCCCAUCCUCGGAGAUCGCAGACGGACACUGGCAUGAGGACAUCAACACCUCCAUCCCACUCCUACUGCAGGCAACUCACCAGAUUGUUCAGCAUGGAACGUAAAGGCCAGCUGGACCAGGUCCAUCAAUCAAGUCAUUGCUGUACGCACCUGUUAUUGUCUGACCGCAGCAAUGAGAAAGAAGAAAUGCUUUAACAUUUAACAAAGUGGUCCAAUCUUUUAGCAUCUUCUGAAUGGUACAAGUUCAGAGGAACACUUAACCAUCAGACGCCCCCCCCCCCUAUGAAACUCUAU
Patiria miniata (bat star) is the source of this 2623-nucleotide messenger RNA. RefSeq names its product AP-5 complex subunit zeta-1-like (gene ap5z1). Gene Ontology annotation, cellular component: AP-5 adaptor complex. The record is from RefSeq and is a predicted model, not a curated record. The coding region runs from base 1 to 2433 and encodes 810 amino acids. NCBI's taxonomy places the organism in Eukaryota, Metazoa, Echinodermata, Asteroidea, Valvatida, Asterinidae. The transcript has 18 exons.